This is a messenger RNA of Pollicipes pollicipes, 2319 nucleotides long. Its product is annotated as multidrug resistance-associated protein 5-like. NCBI's taxonomy places the organism in Eukaryota, Metazoa, Arthropoda, Thecostraca, Pollicipedomorpha, Pollicipedidae. The coding region runs from base 1 to 2319 and encodes 772 amino acids. Gene Ontology annotation, cellular component: membrane. Gene Ontology annotation, molecular function: ABC-type transporter activity; ATP binding; ATP hydrolysis activity. Gene Ontology annotation, biological process: transmembrane transport. The transcript has 15 exons. The record is from RefSeq and is a predicted model, not a curated record.
AUGCCCGUCCGGCCGGCCAGCAAGGAGCCGGAGCACGUGAUGCCGGGACCGUCGCGCGGCUGUCUCUCCUUGUUCUCUCUGCACUGGAUGACGGGUUUGAUGUGGAAGGCCUACAACGGCACAAUAACGACCAACGACGUCUGGCGAUUGCGGCCAGACGACGCCAGCCACCACAACUGCGAACGGCUCGAGCGCCACUGGGAGGCGGAGCUGGCGCAGCGCGGCGCCACAGACGCUUCGCUGUCGCGCGCUCUGCUGCGUACCUUCCGCAUGCGCACCAUCGUCUCCUCGGUCGCCAUGGUGGUGGCCCUCGUCCUACAGAUCAUCGGGCCGUCGAUUUUGCUUGCGGCAAUGAUGAACUACGUCAACGAUCCGUCAGCACCGUACAUACAGGGCGUCUACAUCAUGCUACUGAUCCUGGCCUGCCGGGUCGGCUACACCUACUGCUUCUACGGCCGUCCCGAGCGUCUGGUGCGCUCCAUCUACAGAAAGAUGCUGCGUCUGCGCGUCACCUCCGACCAGGUGCUGGGCAAAAUGGUCAACAUCUGCAUCAACGACAUGGAGCGGCUGUUCGACGCCUUCACCACCGGCCCGCUGGUGUUCUGUACCUCAUUGAGGAUGAAGCUGGUGGUGGACACGGACCGUCGUGUCACCCUGACGUCGGAGAUCAUCGCCGCCACCCACCUCAUCAAGAUGUACGCCUGGGAGGACAGCUUCCGAGACAGGGUGAUGGAGAUGCGGGCUGACGAGCACGAGAUACUGCAGAAGGCCGCCUUCCUGCAGUCCUUCUCCAACACCACGUGUCCGCUCGUUGCUGUCCUGGCCACCAUCGCCACCAUCCUCGGCUAUGUACUGAGCGGUAACGUGCUGACGGCGCAGGCUGCCUUUGCCACCUUCGCCGUGUUCAACGCCAUGCAGUUCCCGAUCGGCGCCCUGCCGUACGGAGUCAAGAUUGAUGACCGAGAGCGCAAGGUACAGCAUGUGGCCUUGAAGCAGUCCAUGAAGGCAACCGUCGUGCAGCCGGACACGAAGGCUACCCUGGAGACGGCCGUGCCCGCGAACGGCGCGCACCCACUGGCCGCCAACGGCGCGCACCCGCUGGCCGCCAACGGCGCCACGAUUCCAGCGCCGCCCAACGGCGACCAGACGAAGGAAGUCGCCGUCGUCGAGACGGAGGUCAUGGUGACACUUCGCGACAUAUCGCUACGGAUUGACUACGGCCGGCUGGUGGGCGUGGCUGGGUCGGUGGGCUCCGGCAAGACAUCCCUGCUUGCCGCCAUCAUGGGUCAGGUCAGUGGGAAGAUCACAUCUGUUGAUACGGGGCUCAGGUCAUUGGGGAGCUGCGCUCUCAGGAAGGCUCGCUGCGCUGUCGGGGCCGCAAGGCGGGUCGUCUCGCAAGUGGCGUGGAUCUUCUGUGGCACGAUGCGCGAGAACAUCUUGUUCGGUGCGCCACUCGUCUUGGACCUCUACAACCGCGUGCUGGACGUGUGCGCGCUGCGCACCGACCUGGAGAUGAUGGAGCAUGGCGACCUCUCGGAGAUCGGCGACCGUGGUCUGAACCUCAGUGGAGGCCAGAAGCAGCGCAUCAACAUGGCGCGCGCCGUGUACGCCGCCGCCGACAUCUACCUCCUCGACGACCCGCUCAGCGCCGUCGAUAGUAACGUUGGCAAGCAUAUCUUCAACCACUGCGUCCGCGGACACCUCAGCGGCAAGACGGUGCUACUCGUCUCUCACGGCGCGCAGUACCUGUCGCAGUGUGACGAGGUGCUGAUGAUGAAGGAAGGCCGUCUGGUGGAGCGAGGCACGCACGCUGAGCUGAUGGAGCGUCGCGGGGAGUACUUCAAGUUGGUCAGCUACGACACGACCACGUCGGCUCACCAGACGCCGAAUAAACACUUGACACCUGGAAAUGGACACCCGAAACCCGGCGGCACCGCCGAGGAGGAAGGGGAAAAGAUCGAGAAACGUCUGACGGGGGAGGAGAGCUUUGUGCCCAAACUGGGCUUCUUCAGCCUGCUGUACCUGUACGUGAAGCCGGCCGGCUUGGCCGUUAUGAUGGUAGUCGUGCUGCUGAUCAUCCUCUUCAGCCUCAGCCGUACGGCCAUCGGCGUCUACCUUCAGUACUGGCUGGACACCGGCGACGGACUCAUGGAGGAACGACUACGGAAUCAGACGGGGUACAACGUCACCUACACUGCGGAGCAGCUGGCCGGUGUCAUCAACGACAAUCCGGACCUAAACCAGCACAUGAUCAUCUACUCCAUGAUGGCCGUGCUUAUGUGGAUGAACAUCGUGACACCUCCGAGAGAACGUCUUUGA